This is a messenger RNA of Bombina bombina (fire-bellied toad), 1356 nucleotides long. RefSeq names its product keratin, type II cytoskeletal cochleal-like. Lineage: Eukaryota; Metazoa; Chordata; Amphibia; Anura; Bombinatoridae. Bases 1 to 1356 code for a protein of 451 amino acids. Gene Ontology annotation, biological process: keratinization; intermediate filament organization. Gene Ontology annotation, cellular component: keratin filament. Gene Ontology annotation, molecular function: structural constituent of skin epidermis. The transcript is spliced from 8 exons. The record is from RefSeq and is a predicted model, not a curated record.
AUGUCUUAUCAAUCUCACCACAGUUCUGGGCACAAAAAUUUCAGCUCAUCUUCAGCUUGUUUACCUUCUUUGAGCAAACACAGUGUUAGCUCCUUCACUUCAAAGAAAGUUUCCAUUGGGCACAAAAUGCUCCCAAGCUUUGGUAGCAGGAGUGUCUAUAGCCUUGGAUCAGGUGGACAUAAGAUGUCAGUUGGUAGCUGCUAUCCUUCAAAGAUUGGACAUGGGCAUGGAGGAUCUGGUAUUGGACAUAGUUUUGGUGGUGGUAGCUUUGGAUAUGGAGGACCACAUUGUUCUACUGGUAUCACAUCUGUUACAGUGAACCAAAGCCUCUUGGCACCACUCAACCUGGAGCUUGACCCAAACAUCCAGAGAGUGAGGACAGAUGAGAAGGACCAAAUCAAGGGUCUCAAUAACAAGUUUGCCACCUUCAUAGACAAGGUAAGAUUUUUAGAGCAACAAAACAAGAUGCUAGAGACCAAAUGGGCUUUGCUGCAAGAACAAAAAACUGCUAAAAGUCAGAUUGAACCUCUCUUUGAAUCAUAUAUUAGCAAUCUCAGAAGGCAGCUUGAGAAUCUUGGAUGUGAGAGAGCUCGUCUUGAAUCAGAAAGGAGAAAUAUGGAGGAAGCCGUAGAAGAAUUUAAGAGAAAAUAUGAAGAGGAAGUGAACCGCCGCACCACUGCAGAAAAUGAAUUUGUUGGACUUAAGAGGGAUGUUGAUGCUGCUUUUAUGAACAAAGCUGAACUGCAAGCAAAGGUGGACUCCUUGACUGAUGAAAUCAACUUCCUGAGAGCUCUGUUUGAUGCGGAAAUUGCUCAGCUCCAGGCACAGAUCUCAGACACAUCAGUGGUGGUUUCCAUGGAUAACAGCAGAGACCUGGACCUGGAUGGUAUUAUUGCUGAGGUCAAAGCUCAAUAUGAGGAGAUCGCUAACAAGAGCAGAGCUGAGGCUGAGUCCUUAUAUCAAUCAAGGUACGAAGAGCUAUGUAUGACUGCAGGAAGACACGGUGAUGAUUUGCGCAACACUAAACAUGAGAUUGCUGAGCUCAACAGAAUGAUUCAGAGACUCAAGGCAGAAAUAGAGGGUGUGAAAGAUCAGCGUGCUAAAUUGGAAGCUGCAAUAAAUGAGGCUGAAGAACGUGGUGAGAUGGCUGUAAAAGAUGCCAAGAAUAAAUUGUCUGAGUUGGAAGACGCUCUUCAGAAGGCCAAGCAGGACAUGGCUCGCCAGCUACGUGAGUACCAGGAGCUGAUGAAUGUGAAGCUGGCGCUGGAUAUUGAGAUCGCCACCUACAGGAAACUACUGGAAGGCGAAGAAUGCAGACUGUCUGGAGAUGGCGGUCCUGUUAGCAUCUGUAAGUAA